Lactuca saligna is the source of this 1180-nucleotide messenger RNA. NCBI's taxonomy places the organism in Eukaryota, Viridiplantae, Streptophyta, Magnoliopsida, Asterales, Asteraceae. The record is from the annotation of a GenBank genome assembly.
GUUUUUAAUUUCAGGGUUGAGAAUAUAAUGUUUUUAUUAAGGACCAAAAUGGGAAUAUUCAGUAGCUAAGGGACUCGUCUGGUAUUUUACCCAAAUUCUUAAAUGGUAAAGUUUUAUCCACGUAAACCAACCAUAACUCUCUGCUUGACACAUUUCUUUUCUCUCUCUAAAAAUGGGAUGCUGUGGUGAAGAAGAGGAAGACAUCCUCCAACCACUUCAACAACAACAAACCCCAACCCUACACUCCUCAUCCUCUUCCAUGGCGUCGUCAAUUACCGGCGAUGACUCAUAUACCACCAUAUCUCCGAUGAAUUCCAAUUUUGCGGCUUUAAUUUGUAAAGAUAUCCUGCGUACGAUCUUCGAAAAGCUUCCGGUGGUAGAUCUAGCAAGGUCGGCGUGUGUAUGCAGGUUGUGGAGUUCAGUAGCUUCUGAUCGAGAUAUUCAGGUUAGGGCUUUCAAGGCGCCGUGGAAACUGAAGGGCGUGAUCGGGAAUCCUAGCUCCGGUAGCUUCUGGAGAGAUAAUAGACUUAGCCGUUUCGCUAUUUCACAUCGGUUGGUUCGCAGUGACACUGUUGCUAGCCUCGCUGUCAAGUACUCCGUUCAGGUUAUGGACAUUAAACGCUUGAACAACAUGAUGAGCGACCACGGGAUACACUCAAGGGACCGAUUGUUAAUCCCUUUUUGUAUCUGGAAGGUUGAUGAUGGUACUGCCCAGUACUACUUGUCUUUAUCAAAUGGUGAUCCCAGAGGUGCGGUCAUGGAGUUUUCUGAAGAUCUUAGGUGGGAGAGGGAGGCAAGAAAUAGCAAGAAAAUGGUUUGUGAUUUCUUUCAAGUGGAAACACUUGGAGUGGGACUACAGGCAGCUGAUUAUAUGUAUCAGUGAUUGCAUCUAGAUCUUGAUUCUGUUCGUAACCAAAUCUUAGCUACUCCAGGAGUUCUAAAUCUUGAUAAUGUGUUUGAGCAACUACUUCGUAUUUUACCACCAACAAACAUCACUACUGGUUCCAACAUUACUGUUUCUGCAAUUCUUGUUGCAUCUAAGGAGGGAGGCAACCGUGGUCGCGGGAAUAGAAACCGACCCCGAUGCAGUCAUUGCAAUAAGAUUGGCCAUAUAGUUGAUCGAUGCAUUCAACUUAAAUCACCUAAGAUAGCCAAUGUUGCACAUAAUGAGGGAACCUAA